This is a messenger RNA of Pseudomassariella vexata, 369 nucleotides long. RefSeq lists its product as uncharacterized. The annotation marks the transcript as partial. NCBI's taxonomy places the organism in Eukaryota, Fungi, Ascomycota, Sordariomycetes, Amphisphaeriales, Pseudomassariaceae. The transcript has a single exon. Gene Ontology annotation, molecular function: flavin adenine dinucleotide binding; oxidoreductase activity. The record is from RefSeq and is a predicted model, not a curated record.
GACAAUGGCGUGAACCCGGCAUGGCGGAACACGGUAUUGCACGCCAUCGCGGCGACGUUGUGGGAUCCGACCUUGGAAGAGCCACAGAUUAAGCAGACGAGUGAUACGCUGACAUUUGACUGGAUGCAACGAUGGAGUGACGUUUCCCCUGGAGCCGGGGCGUACAUGUCUGAGGCGGAUUAUAUUGAGUCUGAUUUCACGCAAGCUUUCUUUGGGAGCAAUUACCCGCAGCUGUAUGAGUUGAAGCAGAAGUAUGAUCUGUUGGUUUUGUUCUAUGCCCACACGGCUGUUGGGUCUGAGGAUUGGGAGAUGUCGGAGAUGAUUUUGAGGAAUUUGCCGUCGCAGAAUGAUAACUUGUACAGAAAGUAA